AUGGAGCUUGGAUCAACAGUCAGAGCUGUGAAGAGUCAAAGGGUGUUGGUAGGAGAUGAAGUCUGUCCUGCUGUCAUUAUUAUAAAGGAUGGGAAAAUCUGUGAAAUUCACUCUGACAAGAACUUUUCUGGGGGUGAUUCCUCUGAGGUGCUAGAUGCCGGUGACAGUGUGGUGAUGCCAGGCAUUGUAGACUGUCACGUCCAUGUCAAUGAGCCCGGCCGCACCUCCUGGGAGGGUUUCUGGACCGCCACUAGGGCUGCUGCAGCUGGGGGGGUGACAACUAUUGUGGACAUGCCUCUAAACAGCACCCCUCCAACCACAAAACUUGGUCACUUCCAUGAGAAGCUGCGGGAGGCAUCAGGACAGUGUUUUGUAGACACAGCCUUCUGGGGAGGGGUGAUCCCUGGCAACCAGCUAGAGCUUCGUCCGAUGAUCCAGGCUGGAGUGGCCGGUUUUAAGUGUUUCCUCAUCCACAGUGGGGUGGACGAGUUCCCUCAUGUGACUGAUGCUGAUCUUCAUUCAGCUAUGAAACAGCUGCAGGGAACAGGAAGUGUCCUGUUGUUUCAUGCAGAAACAGAAGUUCAACAGACAUCUGAGGAGAAUGGAGACCCCUGUCAGUACUCCACCUUCCUGCAGUCCAGGCCUGAUGUCAUGGAAGUCGAGGCCAUUCGAAUCGUCUGUGACCUCUGCCUCCAGUACCAGGUGAGGUGCCAUAUCGUCCACUUGUCCUCUGCAAAGCCACUUAAACUAAUCCACGAAGCUCGACAGGCCGGAGCGCCCCUCACAGUGGAGACCACCCACCACUACCUCAGCCUGUGUGCAGAGAGUAUACCUGCAGGGGCCACACAGUUCAAGUGCUGUCCCCCCAUCAGAGGAUCUAUGAACCAGGAGCAGUUGUGGUCCGCGCUGAAGGCUGGGCAGAUUGACAUGGUGGUGUCCGAUCAUUCCCCCUGCACCCCUGAUUUGAAGAAACUGGAGACUGGAGACUUCACGCAGGCCUGGGGAGGAAUUUCUUCUCUACAAUUUGGUCUGCCACUGUUUUGGACUUCAGCCAGUAAGAGAGGCUUCCAGCUCAGUGACGUUGUGAGACUCCUCAGUCGGAAAACAGCCCAGCUCUGUUCUUUGGACCACCAGAAGGGCAGCCUCGCCCCUGGAUAUGAUGCUGACCUCGUCAUAUGGGACCCAGAGCGAGAAUUUAAAAUUGAAGAAACAAACAUACAUCACAAAAACAAGAUAACGCCAUACCUUGGCGUCUCGCUGCAGGGUGCUGUGUGUGCCACUAUCGUCAGGGGGCGUCUGGUGUACAGAGAAGGCUCCUUCUGUCCUGAGCCUCUGGGGAAACACCUCCUCAUCCCUCACAGGAGAAAUCAAGCCCAACUGUGAAGACAAAUAACAAGCUGCAAUGAACCACAAAAAUUUGCUUCUGUUGUUGUGUGACAUGUAAAUUCUUGGCGGUCUUUUAUUUCCUUUUUCUUUUUUAUUGUCUUUUUGGUUAAAGGCUACUAUUCAACUUUAUUAUCUCUGCAUAUAUUGUGCGGCAAAAUGCAGAGCAGCCUCUAACCACAAGUGCAAACAAGCUUCGAGGCACUAAGUCUCAUGCUAAUUACAUUGGAUUAUCAAAACAUUUUGCACCAAAUUUUCAUUUACUGAUAAACAGGAAACACUUGUUGAAUGAACAGCAAGUAAAAAAGUUUGUAUGACUUUUUAAAUUUUGUAAUGUGAUAAGCAAAAAAUUAAUUGGCAGAGAAAGCAUGCAACAGUUCCAUAAAAAGAGAUAUAAAUUAUAUAAGGAUCAUUAGUUAGGAAUGUAUUUAACAAUAUUAAAGCCUGCAUGGAGUUUGUAAAAAAAAAAAAAAAACACCUGAAAGACUCUCAGAAUGUGAGAAACAAGACUCUCUGGUCUGAUGAAACCAAAAUUGAUCUGUUACCUGCCAAAUACCAUCACCAUACCAACAGGGAAGCAUGGUGGUGGCAGCAUCAUGCUGUGGGGGUGUUUUUCAGCAGCAGGGACUAUAAGACUGGUCAGGGUUGAGGGAAAAAUAGAUGGAGUAAAGCAUAGAGAUAUCUUAUGUGAAAGCCUGUUCAGCAGCAGCAGCAACGGGAGUGGCUUAUGGACAACUAUGUGAAUGUUAGAGUGGCCCAGUCAGAGCCCUGAGCUGAACCCUAUGACCCUAUCAGAGAUCUGAAAGUGGUUGUCCAUAAACAGUCCCCAUCCAACCUGACUGAGCUUGAGAGGAUUUGCAAAGAAGAACCACAGAAAAUCCCCCACUUCAACUAAGUACUCAGUCAAAUGUCUGAGUUUUUUCUUUGAAAUAAAUUUUCAGAAAUGUCUAAAACUCUGUUUUCUCUUGUUAAUUUACACUCAGUAUCCUGUAGAUUAAUGAGAGAAAAAAAUAUCCUCUGCAUACCUCUUUCCUUCAACUCCCACUAGUCUGAUCAUUCCCUUCUAAUCUCUGACAUCAGUGAGGCUUUUUGGUCUAGGAACUGUCAUUUGCUGGAUAUCAUGCCUUUU
Messenger RNA from Cheilinus undulatus (humphead wrasse), 2512 nucleotides. RefSeq names its product zgc:103559. Bases 1 to 1383 code for a protein of 460 amino acids. Gene Ontology annotation, molecular function: zinc ion binding; cobalt ion binding; allantoinase activity. The transcript is spliced from 11 exons. Gene Ontology annotation, biological process: purine nucleobase catabolic process; allantoin catabolic process. NCBI's taxonomy places the organism in Eukaryota, Metazoa, Chordata, Actinopteri, Labriformes, Labridae. Gene Ontology annotation, cellular component: cytoplasm. The record is from RefSeq and is a predicted model, not a curated record.